Messenger RNA from Anopheles aquasalis, 1055 nucleotides. RefSeq lists its product as uncharacterized. The record is from RefSeq and is a predicted model, not a curated record. NCBI's taxonomy places the organism in Eukaryota, Metazoa, Arthropoda, Insecta, Diptera, Culicidae.
UCACCGCGUCGCUUUGUUUUGAUGCACUCACACACAUACGGCGACAUUUCGAAGAAAAAAACACAACUGGCUGGCGCCUCGAAUUAUUUGUGAUAUCCCAGCGCGAGAAGCGUCCUCGGAACACGGCCGUGGCUAGUGGAAACCAUGGCACGGAGAAAUGUGUGGACCUACGAGGAAACCAAGGAACUGCUGUCCGUGAUUAAGGACAAGGGGCUGAUCAGGCACUUUGGUGAGGAGCAAAACAAAAAGCUGUACGGCAUAGCGGAGGCCGAGAUGCGAAAGCGCGGCUUCCUGGACAAGGGUGCGUUCCAGAUCGAGCACAAAUGGAAAAACCUGAAGCGAGUGUACUACAAAACCAAACGCGAGGACUAUCUGAGCGAAUCGUGCGAAUUCUUCGAGGAGCUCGAUGAGCUGAUGUCGGAAAAGUUGCAGCAAAACCAAGCCAAACUAGAGACUGCCGUCCCCCAGAAGCGGCCCAAACCGGUACUGGAGCACUUCGACAAGCUGCUGACCAAGAUUGGCGUGGUCGAGCGGGAAAACAACGAGGAAUUCUUCCGGAAGCAGAAGGACCUGAUCAACUACGAGUUCGAGCUGUACACACAGGACGAGCGGCAGUUCAGCCAGCGGUUGGCCAACGUUCUCGAGAAGAAUGCGGAGGACUUUUGCUUCCGGGCCCACCAAAUACUCAUCCUGGAGGGCAUGGUCGCGGGGACGGUGGCAGAAGUGGAAGAGGAAAAGCUGGACAUGGUCGAAGAAACGAUGGACGACGCAACGACGCUCGAGGAAUCGAUCGAGGAUGCGGACGGAGGAGAUCAUAUGGUGGAUGUGAUCGAACAGCUAGAGGAAGAGCAGGUCGAGAUGGUGGAGAUGGUCGAAGAGGACGUUCUGGAGGAGGACGAAGAGAACGAGAUCGACGAGAAGAAGGAGGUGGUAAAGCAAUACUACCAGACGUGGAAAGAGGACGAAUUUUAACCUACUAUCAUAUAGAUCAUAUCUCCGAUCCCAGGGAGUAACAUCCUUGGGACGCUACAUUAAAUCAAACUUCACGAAACAAA